Messenger RNA from Glycine soja, 439 nucleotides. RefSeq names its product probable LRR receptor-like serine/threonine-protein kinase At1g53440. The record is from RefSeq and is a predicted model, not a curated record. Gene Ontology annotation, molecular function: protein binding. The transcript has 5 exons. The coding region runs from base 156 to 401 and encodes 81 amino acids. NCBI's taxonomy places the organism in Eukaryota, Viridiplantae, Streptophyta, Magnoliopsida, Fabales, Fabaceae.
AUAAAGUUAUAUCAUGAUUAACUUGCAUUGUAUUAUCUAAGAAAACUUUUUGUAGGGAUUUGCAGGGCACAUCCUUGGACGGCCCAAUUCCUUCUGUCAUAUCUUACUUGACAAAUUUGACAGAAUUGAGGAUAUCUGAUUUGAAGGGACCAACUAUGACAUUUCCUAAUCUGAAGAAUUUGAAACUUUUGCUAAGAAUAGAUCUGAGCUCCAACAUGUUAACAGGUUCAAUCCCAGAUUCAUUUCAGGAUUUGGGAAAUCUAAAUUACUUGUUUCUGACUAACAAUUCUCUAAGUGGACCAAUUCCUGAUUGGAUACUGAGCAUAAAAAAGCAUAUUGAUUUAUCUUUGAACAAUUUCACAAAGACUUCUGCAAAUAAUUGCCAAAUGCCGGAUGUGUAAGCUUCUUUUUGUCUACAAAUUAUUUAAGCAUUUCACCU